GGGGCGAUGGAGGCGAUAUAGGCGAUAGAGAGGCUAAUUGAGACGCUUUAUAGGCACACGAGCUGUCGUUGCAAACUGUGGCUAUCUGUCCAGGCCUACCUCGCUAUCGACGAGAUUGUCAAGAUUGCCGUCCAGCACGGCGUCGACAUGAUCCAUCCCGGUGAGUAGCGGCGCUCCAAAGGUUGUGCGGGAGAGCUUGGCUGAUGGCGAAAGGUUACGGAUUCCUCUCGGAGAACGCCGAAUUCGCUCGCAAGGUCGAGGAGAACGGAAUGGUCUUCAUCGGUCCUACGCCCCAGGUCAUCGAUGCCCUUGGUGACAAAGUGUCUGCACGCCGAGCGGCUAUCAAGGAGAACGUGCCAGUCGUUCCCGGUACCGAGGGUCCCGUCGACAAGUUGAGCGAGUGCGAGGAUUUCGUCGCGCUGCACGGAUACCCGGUUAUCAUCAAGGCUGCCUUCGGUGGAGGUGGACGUGGUAUGCGUGUCGUGAGGGAGGGAGACAACCUGCAGGACGCGUUCACUCGUGCUUCUUCCGAGGCUCUGUCGGCUUUCGGAAACGGCACCGUGUUCAUUGAGCGUUUCCUCGACCGCCCCAAGCACAUUGAGGUCCAGCUGUUGGGUGACAACCACGGAAAUGUCGUUCACUUGUACGAGCGUGACUGUUCCGUCCAGCGACGACACCAGAAGGUCGUCGAGAUUGCGCCCGCGAAAGAUCUGCCCGACCAUGUCCGACAGGGCAUCCUGGCCGACGCCGUGCGAUUGGCCAAGUCGGUACGAUACCGCAACGCCGGUACCGCCGAGUUCCUGGUCGACCAGCAGAACCGAUACUACUUCAUCGAGAUCAACCCCAGAAUCCAGGUCGAGCACACCAUCACCGAGGAGAUCACUGGUAUCGAUAUCGUUGCGGCGCAGAUCCAGAUUGCCGCCGGUGCGACUCUGGAACAGCUCGGUCUGACCCAGGACCGUAUCUCCACCCGUGGUUACGCCAUCCAGUGCCGUAUCACCACUGAGGACCCCAGCAAGCAGUUCCAGCCCGACACUGGUAAGAUCGAAGUUUACCGCUCUGCAGGUGGUAACGGAGUCCGUCUCGAUGGUGGAAACGGUUUCGCCGGUGCUAUCAUCACCCCCCACUACGACUCCAUGUUGGUCAAGUGCACUUGCCACGGCUCCACAUUCGAGGUCGCCCGACGAAAGAUCCUCCGUGCGCUGGUCGAGUUCAGGAUCCGUGGUGUCAAGACCAACAUUCCUUUCUUGGCUUCGCUGCUCACCCACGAGACUUUCAUCACCGGCAACUGCUGGACCACUUUUAUCGACGAUACUCCCUCGUUGUUCUCUCUGAUGAAGUCUCAGAACCGUGCUCAGAAGCUCUUGGCGUACCUUGGAGAUGUUGCCGUCAACGGCAGCAGCAUCAAGGGACAAGUCGGAGAGCCCAAGUUCAAGGGUGAAAUCAUCUUCCCCGACCUCUACGAUGCGGAAGGAAAGCUCAUCGACAUCUCGGAGCCUUGCCCGACCGGAUGGAGGAAUAUCCUGGUCAAGGAGGGUCCCGAGGCUUUCGCCAAGGCCAUCCGUAAGAACACCGGUACUCUGUUGAUGGACACCACCUGGCGUGAUGCCCACCAGUCGCUCCUGGCGACUAGGGUCCGUACCACCGAUUUGGUUGCUAUUGCGAAGCACACCAGUUGGGCGUACUCCAACGCUUACAGUUUGGAGUGCUGGGGUGGUGCCACAUUCGAUGUGGCCAUGAGAUUCUUGUACGAGGACCCUUGGGACAGAUUGAGGAAGCUGAGGAAGCUCGUGCCCAACAUCCCCUUCCAGAUGUUGCUGCGUGGUGCCAACGGUGUUGCCUACUCUUCGCUUCCUGACAACGCCAUCGACCAUUUCGUCGACCAGGCCAAGAAGAACGGUGUCGACAUCUUCCGUGUCUUCGAUGCGCUCAACGAUCUCGACCAGCUCGAGGUUGGUGUGAAGGCCGUCAAGAAGGCCGGAGGUGUGGUUGAGGCUACUAUCUGCUACAGCGGAGACAUGCUUAACCCCAAGAAGAAGUACAACCUUGCGUACUACUUGGAUCUGGCCGACAAGGUGGUUGCCAUGGGCACCCACAUCCUCGGUAUCAAGGAUAUGGCUGGUGUUUUGCGGCCAAAGGCUGCGACUCAGUUGAUCGGUGCCAUCCGCGCCAAGUACCCCGAUCUCCCCAUCCACGUGCACACCCACGACUCCGCCGGUACCGGUGUUGCCUCCAUGGCUGCUUGCGCACAUGCUGGUGCCGACGCCGUUGACACGGCUACCGACAGCAUGUCGGGUAUGACUUCCCAGCCCAGUGUUGGUGCCGUCAUUGCAUCCCUCGAGGGAUCCGACUGCGACCCGUGCCUCAACAUCGACCACAUCCGUGCCAUCGACACGUACUGGGCCCAGCUUCGUCUCAUGUACUCUUGCUUCGAGGCCGGACUUACCGGACCCGACCCUGAGGUGUACGUACACGAGAUCCCCGGAGGACAGCUCACCAACCUCAUCUUCCAGGCCACACAGCUUGGAUUGGGAACACAGUGGCAGGAGACAAAGAAGGCCUACCACCAGGCCAAUUACCUCCUCGGCGACAUCGUCAAGGUCACUCCCACAUCGAAGGUUGUCGGAGAUCUUGCACAGUUCAUGGUUUCCAACAAGCUCACUUCCGAGCAAGUCGUCGAGAAGGCCGAGUCCCUGGACUUCCCCGGCUCCGUGCUCGACUUCUUUGAGGGUCUGAUGGGUCAACCAUACGGAGGCUUCCCCGAGCCUCUCCGGACCAAGGUGCUCCGCAACACCCGCAAGAAGUUGACCGAGCGCCCUGGAAAGUCUCUGCCUCCCACCGAGUUGGCCAAGAUCAAGUCAGAGCUCGAGACCAAGUACGGCUUUGCUUCCGAGUGCGACGUUGCCAGUUACGUCAUGUACCCCAAGGUCUUCCAGGAGUACAAGGACUUCUGCAGCAAGUACGGAGACUUGAGCGUGCUCCCCACAAAGUACUUCCUGUCCCGACCCGACAUAGGCGAGGAGUUUGGUGUUGAGAUCGAGAAGGGUAAGAUCUUGAUUCUGAGACUAUUGGCGGUCGGACCCCUGUCCGAGCAGACAGGUCAGAGGGAGGUCUUCUUCGAGAUGAACGGAGAGGUCAGACAGGUCACUGUCGACGACAAGCACGCUGCCGUGGAGAACUUGAGCAGGGCCAAGGCUGACCCUAACGACGGUUCUCACGUCGGUGCACCCAUGUCUGGUGUUGUCGUUGAGGUCCGCGUCAAGAACGACACGGAUGUCAAGAAGGGUGACCCGAUAGCUGUGCUCAGCGCCAUGAAGAUGGAGAUGGUUAUCAGUGCGCCUCACUCCGGAAAGGUCCACGAUCUCGCGGUCAAGGAGGGAGACUCCGUAGAUGGCCAGGACUUAGUCUGCAAGAUCCACAAGGCUUAGGCUUGUUAGGACAUGCAGUGAAAGGGCACUUUGUAGAUGCGACGGGAUGGGGUUGGGGUUGGGUUGGGCUGGUUUCGGGGUGUUUGUGCAUCGUUUGUUCGAGUUUCUUCAGGCUUUGGGGCUGUUGCUUGUGCUUAUUCUGUGGUCACGGUCUUGUUUACUAGUCUCCUUUGUGUUUCAUUUGUGUUCCUUUGGGCUUUAAUGCGGGAUUGGGAUGCUCGCAGCAGUUGUUGAUUUCGUGAUGAAUACACCGAUGAUGUUGUGAUGUUAAUA
Tricharina praecox is the source of this 3701-nucleotide messenger RNA. Its product is annotated as carbamoyl-phosphate synthase L chain, ATP binding domain-containing protein. The transcript is spliced from 4 exons. The coding region runs from base 204 to 3428 and encodes 1074 amino acids. Gene Ontology annotation, biological process: pyruvate metabolic process; gluconeogenesis. The record is from RefSeq and is a predicted model, not a curated record. Lineage: Eukaryota; Fungi; Ascomycota; Pezizomycetes; Pezizales; Pyronemataceae. Gene Ontology annotation, cellular component: cytoplasm. Gene Ontology annotation, molecular function: pyruvate carboxylase activity; ATP binding; metal ion binding.